UCUCUUCGUCAUAAUAAAAAACACUACUCAAACGAUUCACGGGUUUCACUUGGAAUCGUUUGAUUUUCUCGUUUCCGAAAUAUAUAUAAAAAUGGCCAAAGCGCCACCGUCAAUCUCUCUUCUCCUCCUCCUCUCGUCCGCCGUAUUCCUCACCAUCCCCGCCGUGAUCUCCGCCAUCGGUGUUAACUAUGGAACUCUCGGGAACCUCCCACCACCGACUCAAGUGGCAAAUUUCAUCAAGACACAAACUUCGAUCGAUAGCGUCAAGAUCUUCGAUGUGAAUCCUGAUAUCCUCCGUGCCUUCGCUGGAACUGGUAUCUCCGUCGUCGUUACCGUUCCUAACGGUGAUAUUCCGGCGUUAGCUAACGGAAGACAAGCUCGUCGGUGGGUUUCGGCUAACAUUUUGCCGUUUCAUCCUCAGACUAAGAUUAAGUAUAUCUCUGUCGGAAAUGAGAUUUUACUCACCGGAGAUAAUAACAUGAUUAACAAUCUCUUACCGGCGAUGAGGAAUCUUAACAAUGCUUUGGUUCGUGCUGGUGUCAGAGAUGUUAAGGUUACAACCGCACACUCACUUAACAUCAUAGCCUAUGACCUGACCGGUGCACCUAGCAGCGGUAGAUUCAGGCCGGGUUGGGACAAGGGCAUAUUGGCUCCAAUCCUAGCUUACCAUCGCCGCACCAAGUCUCCUUUCAUGGUUAACCCGUACCCUUACUUUGGUUUGACCCCAAAAAUGUCAAACUUCGCCAUUUUCCGUACACCGUACAAGGCGGUCCGUGACCCGUUCACCCGCCAUGUCUACACCAACAUGUUCGAUGCACUCAUGGACUCGACUUAUUCCGCCAUGAAAGCUCUUGGAUACGGUGAUGUUAACAUUGUCGUUGGUGAGACGGGCUGGCCUUCUGCUUGUGAUGCACCUUGGUGUUCGCCUGCGAAUGCUGCUUGGCAAACCCGUCCGACCGCAGAGCGUAACUGGGGACUUUUCCGAGCAGAUUUCUCCCCGGUUUACGAUGUUGGUCUUCUCCGAAACGGACAAGGCGGUGGAGGCCGUCCAGCAUUGCCCGCACCUAGUACUGCCGGCGGUAAAUGGUGUUGUAGCGAGGUCGGCUGCAACGAAUGCGCAGCUGCAAGACAACAUUAAUUGGGUGUGUGGUCAGGGCAUUGAUUGUAAACCGAUCCAAGCUGGUGGUUCAUGCUUAACCCGAGCAGUUUGAGGACGCACGCAUCUUUUGUUAUGAACGCUUAUUCCAGAGCCACGGCCGCACUGACGGUGCUUGUAAUUUCAGUGGAAACUGGUAUGGUCGUAGGGAACACCCAAGCAAUGGUGCGUGUAAGUACUAAGAGAUUGUCAAUGUCUAUGUAGUAGCAUUAUCUGGAAAAUC
Molecule: messenger RNA, 1379 nt
Organism: Arabidopsis arenosa
Lineage: Eukaryota; Viridiplantae; Streptophyta; Magnoliopsida; Brassicales; Brassicaceae
Source: the annotation of a GenBank genome assembly